UAAUAGACUAAUAACAAUAAUGAUCAUUCCUUUCUGCUACAAAAUCACUGUGGCCUGCACUGGCAGAAAUGUGACAUUAACGAGUCCUUGGAGCAAAUAUUUGUGGUUUGAUUUGUUCAUGAAAAUGCUUUGGCACUCACGUUGAAACUCUGUGUAGACCUCCCUCUUUCACUCUCUCUCUAUCCCUCUCUCUCCCUCUGUCUGUGCAUAUACUCUGCUAUAUUCCGCUCACUACAUAGUCGCGGUUAACGUGCGUGCGGUUGCCAGGAGAGACGCGCGUACAGUUGGCUACGGCGUACAGCUGUAACGGCAGAGCGGUAAUAAGGGCUCUCCCCCCGCCAUUUCCUCUUGUCAAUCCCUGGAAUGUCGAGUAGCGGCUCGGGCUCUUCCUCGCGGAAGGAGUUCGAUGUGAAGCAGAUCCUCAGGAUCCGAUGGAGGUGGUUCGGUCACCCCGCUGUCCCUCCGCCUCAAUCCCCGACGCUCGGAGACUACUUCGCUGGGAGGAGAGCGGGCGGCAUCUCCACAGACGGACCUUCAGUAAGCGGCUGUAGCACCUCGAACCCCAGCGCCGGGGGGGGUCACAGCGGGCUGGUCGCGAGCGGCAGCGCUGGUUCUAACCUGUGUAACAGCAGCAACAGAAAGUUUGCUGAUCCGGCGGGGAGUCGGGGCGGUGGAGCAACGGGCAGCUCCUGUCCCCGCUCCUUCAGCCAGCCAGAGUGCAGAAGCCCCGCCGCGGCGUUGUCGUGGGUUUCCCCGCCGCUUCAUCGUCGCUCCCGUCCGGCGACGAGCAUGGAGACCCCUGGCGAUGCCCCGGUGCCCCGGCUGGAACCCGAGCCACUCGCUCACGUCGGGGUUGAGGAGGAGGCGGUGGCGGUGGCACCGGCAGCGUCUGGCACCGAAGACAACAACAACCACCCGGAAACCGACUCCAGCUCCUGCAGGACGUCUAACAGCAGCGCCACACUGUCCUCAUGUGUGUCGAUGGAGCCAUGUGCAUGUCCAGAGGAGUGUAUGUUCACCGCUCUGUCCCACGCCGACGUCACCUUCCGUAAGAUGGAGGGCUACCUGAGGUCCCGACAGCUGUGUGAUGUCAUACUGGUGGCUGGAGACAGGCGGAUACCUGCACACAGACUUGUCCUCUCAUCCGUGUCGGACUACUUUGCGGCCAUGUUCACCAGUGAUGUGAGGGAGGCCAAGCAGGACGAGGUGAAGAUGGAAGGAGUGGACCCUGAUGCAUUGUGGGUACUUGUGCAGUAUGCAUACACAGGCCGUCUCGAGUUGAGGGAGGACACCAUCGAGUCUGUGCUGUCAGCCUCCUGCCUGCUGCAGUUGUCAUCGGUGGUUCAGGCCUGCUGUUCGUUCCUCAUGAAGCAGCUGCACCCUUCCAACUGUCUGGGUAUCCGCUCCUACGCCGACGCUCAGGGCUGCAAUGACCUGCAGAGGGCCGCUCACGCCUACACCAUGGAACACUUUUUGGAGGUGGUGGGAGGCCAGGAGUUCCUGUUGCUUCCUGUGGAGGAGAUGGAGAGGCUGAUCACGUCUGAUGACGUCAACGUGCCAGAUGAAGAAACUGUGGUAACCUCUUUGCUAACGUGGGUCCUUCAUGACACAGACACGCGACAACAUCACCUACCCUUGCUGCUGGCUCACAUACGACUGCCACUGCUGCAGACACAGUUCUUGGCGGACUUGGAGUCCAACCCUCUGCUCCGGGACAGUAUGGAGUGCCAGCGGCUGCUGAUGGAAGGGAUGAAGUAUCAACUCUUGCCUCAGCGCCAGCCCCAGCUUCAGAGUCCCCGCACCCGGCCCCGCAAGGCAACUGUUGGGGCAAUGUUCGCCGUAGGGGGCAUGGACGCUACGAAAGGUGCUACCAGUAUCGAGCAGUACUGUCUGCGUCGGGACACAUGGAGGCAGGUAGCCACCAUGAGUGGACGGAGACUACAGUUUGGUGUAGCUGUCCUUGAUGGCCGUCUCUAUGUGGUUGGCGGCCGAGAUGGACUCAAGACCCUAAACACUGUGGAGUGUUACAACCCGCACAGCAAGUCCUGGAGCGUCAUGCCUCCCAUGUCCACCCACAGGCAUGGCUUAGGCGUAGCUGUCCUAGAGGGGCCCAUGUACGCAGUAGGAGGACAUGACGGCUGGAGCUACCUCAGCACAGUGGAAAGAUGGGACCCCCAAGCUCGCCAGUGGAGCUUUGUUGCAAGUAUGGCUACACCAAGAAGCACAGUGGGAGUAGCUGUACUCAAUGGCAAGCUAUAUGCAGUAGGAGGACGUGACGGCUCAUCCUGCCUGCGUUCAGUGGAGUGUUUCGACCCCCACACCAACAGGUGGAAUGGUUGUGCUCCCAUGGCUAAAAGGCGUGGAGGUGUGGGUGUGGCCACAUGGCAUGGCUUCCUGUACGCCAUCGGAGGUCAUGAUGCUCCGGCCUCAUCCCUUGCAUCUCGGCUAAGUGACUGUGUGGAGAGGUAUGACCCUCAGACAGAUGUGUGGACGGCAGUUGCCCCCAUGAGCAUCAGCCGAGAUGCCGUUGGUGUUUGUCUCCUUGGUGACCGCCUCUAUGCUGUGGGUGGUUAUAACGGGCAGGUGUAUCUCAAUGCUGUGGAAGCCUAUGACCCUCAGACAAACGAGUGGACACAGGUAGCACCUCUGUGUCUGGGAAGGGCAGGAGCAUGUGUGGUGGCUGUCAGACUGUGAAAACUCAAACACCAACAUCAGAUAUGGCAGACUGUGCAUGAUGUGGCUCAGAUGCUCUGUGUUACCGCUGACAUGGUCACUGAAGUUACACCAAGAAACCCAUCUGCCUGCCAGCAUGUGACCAACAAUGGGAAGUGAGAGACUGAUUACUAAACACACUUUGGGUUUUACAAUUUGGCAAAGUCAGAUUUAACUCUCCUGAAUGACAUGACCAUUAUUCAUCUUAAUGUUUAUGGUUAGGUUAGGGUUAAAUCAUGUGUCAGGUUUCUGAUAAAAUUUUCAUAUAUGAACAUCCUGAUAACUUCUCCCUCAGUAGUGAAACAAUACUGACAUAAUGAAGAAGAAUCUGUAGUGUUUAUCUCUGCAUGAUAGAACACCUUUAUCUCA
Messenger RNA from Perca flavescens (yellow perch), 3081 nucleotides. RefSeq names its product kelch-like family member 5 (gene klhl5). The transcript has 13 exons. The record is from RefSeq and is a predicted model, not a curated record. Gene Ontology annotation, molecular function: protein binding. Bases 364 to 2694 code for a protein of 776 amino acids. Lineage: Eukaryota; Metazoa; Chordata; Actinopteri; Perciformes; Percidae.